UUAUGUCAAAUCCAUACUAAUAAUCAAACACUCAGUAUCCUUAAUAAAAUUAACCAUAAUACCCCUAAUAAUAUCCAUAAUAGUACUCUUAGUAAUAUUCCUAACAAUAGUAACCAUAUCCUUAAUAAUAAUAACAAUAAUACCCACCAUAAUAAUAAUAUUAUCAACCCUAAUAGCCAAAUUACUCAUAUCAACAAGUUUAACCAACAAUCCAAAAAGAAACUUAUUAUCAAUAGACACAACCUCAAAAUAAUGUUAGCUCUCCUGUAGAUGAUUAAUGUAAUUAAUAAUUUUAAAUUUAGAAAAAAAUCCAUUGUAUGAAUAUGACCUUGGAGAAUCAUUUUUAGGAAAUGUUGGAUUUGAUUAGAGAAAGAAAUUUAUUGUUAAGGUUUAUAGUUUAUUAACAAUUCAAUUAUUAGUUACAUUUGUUAUGGUAGCUAUAGCAUGUUUCUCAUAAGGAUUUAGAGAUCUAUUAAUUAAUCCAUCUAGUUAUAAUGCAACACCAUUUUAUUGGAGUAUGUUUGCUGUAUCAUUUAUAACAGAAAUAGCUAUUUUUUGUUGUAAAAAAGUAGCAAGAAAAGUACACAAUAUAUAAUAUAAACAAAAAGGUUCCAAAUAAUUAUAUAGCUUUAACAAUAUUUACAAUUAGUUUUUCAUUUGUUGUAGCUGGUUCAUGUGCAGUUUGUGAGGAUGCUUUUUCAAAUGGUGGUACUUUGAUUUUGAUUGCUGCUCUUAUGACAUUUGCAGUAACUGCUUCAUUAACAGUGUAUGCAUGUAGAACAAAAACAGAUUUCACUAUGGCAGGUAUUAAAUAUUAAUUAUAUUAAUGAUUAGGUGGUGCAUUAUUCAUUAUGUCUGCUAUAAUGUUUAUCCUAUUUAUCUUUGCCAUUUUCUAUUUUAAUAUCAUUUUAUGGCUCUUAUUAUGUUCAUUAUCAGUGGUCCUUUAUGGUUUCUACUUAAUUUAUGAUACUCAAUUAAUUAUUGGGGGAAAGGUAACAUUAUUAUAAUUUAAUUUAGUCUCAUCAAUUAAGUAUUGAUGAUUACGUGAUUGCAACCAUGUUCAUUUAUAUUGAUAUCAUAAUAUUGUUCUUGAGAAUAUUACAAAUUCUAAUGAUAUUAUUUGGAAAGAAAUGAA
This is a messenger RNA of Paramecium pentaurelia, 1135 nucleotides long. The record is from the annotation of a GenBank genome assembly. NCBI's taxonomy places the organism in Eukaryota, Ciliophora, Oligohymenophorea, Peniculida, Parameciidae.